UGCAGGUGGAGUGAGGUGGCUACUGACAAGGGAAAGAGAGCCAGAGAGGCCGCUCUGGGGCAGCCGAUAAGAGGUUUUAGGGUAUAAAGCGCAUAAUGGAUACAAAUGAAAUUUUGAAUGUAUCACGAGGGUGAUUUAGGCGGGAGUGGAAAAGCGGUGUUUUGGGGAUUUUUGCAUGUAACUAACCAUCCGCUUCGGAAGCCAGAACCAGAACCAGAACCACCACUCCCCUCACUCACUCACUCGCUCACUAUCAGACUCUCACAAACAUUUUACUUCCACUUCCAUUUCCAUGGCGUACACAAAGGCCAACGGCAAUGGCAGGGUUUUUCCGGUUCCGGCUGCUGUUCCAGGGCGUUUUGCUUCGGAGUACAGUGAGGUCCAAACCAGUCGCCUCCAUAUUUCGCUUCCCCUGCCUUCCGUCCUCAAGAACCCCUUCGACGUUGUCGAUGGGCCUCCAAGCUUCACUGCUGGAAAUCCAGAAGAGAUUGCCAAAUUGUUUCCGAACCUAUUUGGGCAGCCAUCGGCAAUGCUAAUGCCUGGUGAUUCUUCUGAAAGACUGGAUAAGGGUUUGAGGAUUGGUGUUGUUCUUUCUGGAGGGCAGGCUCCUGGUGGCCACAAUGUCAUUUCUGGCAUUUUUGAUUUCUUGCAGCGACGCACGAAGGGAAAAAGCAAGUUAUAUGGAUUUAGGGGUGGUCCGAUUGGGAUCAUGAAGUGUAAAUAUGUAGAGCUUACAGAAGACUUUAUCUAUCCUUAUAGAAAUCAGGGUGGUUUUGACAUGAUUUGUAGUGGCCGAGACAAGAUUGAGACUCCCGAACAGUUCAAGCAAGCUGAAGAAACUGUAAGGAAGCUUGAUUUGGAUGGACUUGUAGUCAUUGGUGGAGAUGACUCAAAUACUAAUGCUUGCCUUCUUGCACAAAACUUCAGGGCUAAAAAUAUGAAAACACGGGUUAUUGGAUGUCCAAAGACCAUUGAUGGUGAUUUGAAAUGCAAAGAGGUUCCUGCAAGUUUUGGAUUUGACACUGCAUGCAAGCUAUAUGCAGAAAUGAUCGGAAAUGUGAUGAAAGAUGCCCGUUCAACUGGAAAAUACUACCACUUUGUAAGGCUUAUGGGUCGUGCAGCUUCUCAUAUAACAUUGGAGUGUGCUUUGGAGACUCAUCCAAACAUUGCAAUUAUUGGAGAAGAGGUUGCUGCCAACAAACAGACACUCAAGAGUGUUACAGGUUAUAUUACAGAUAUAAUCUGCAAACGUUCAGAACUUGGUUACAAUUACGGUGUGAUACUUAUACCAGAGGGCUUGAUUGAUUUCAUUCCUGAGGUACAGCAACUGAUCGCAGAGCUUAAUGAGAUCUUAGCUCAAGAUGUUGUUGAUAAAGAAGGAUUGUGGAAAAAGAAGCUCCGCAGACAAUCUCAUGAGCUGUUUGAGUUUUUACCUGAAGCAAUUCAGGAGCAGCUGCUUCUUGAAAGGGACCCACAUGGGAAUGUACAGGUUGCCAAGAUAGAGACAGAAAACAUGCUUAUUCAAAUGGUUGAAAAUGAACUGAAUGAAAGGAAACAAGAGUAUAAAUAUAAUGGUCAGUUCCGUGGACAGUCCCACUUCUUCGGUUAUGAGGGAAGAUGCGGUUUGCCUUCAAAUUUUGAUGCAAACUACUGCUAUGCAUUGGGUUUUGCUGCUGGAGCACUCCUUCAAUCUGGAAAGACUGGAUUAAUUUCCUCGGUGGGAAAUCUGGCUGCUCCAGUUGAAGAAUGGACAGUUGGUGGAACAGCAUUGACUUCUUUAAUGGAUGUUGAGAGAAGACAUGGAAAGUUCAAGCCUGUGAUUAAGAAAGCAUUGGUGGAGCUUGAAGGUGCACCAUUUAAAAAGUUUGCAUCUUUGCGGGAUGAUUGGGCGCUGAUGAAUCGAUAUCUCAGUCCAGGUCCAGUUCAAUUUGUGGGCCCGACAGCAAAUAUGAUCAAUCAGACUCUCUUGCUGGAGCUGGGAGCACAAGCCUAGCGAAGCUGGGAAUUAGGAAUUAUGCUGGAAUGCCAAAACGAGUUCUAUUGGAUAUUCGGUUUUCUUUCAAAUUAAAGAUAUCCGUAUACGGUAUUAAUAAUUAGUGACGCAUCAAAUUUUUGCAAGUUUUUCAUUGCCUUUUUGAUUUUAACUUUUCUAUCUCUCAAUAAGAAUUGUAUAGGUUGAUACUUGAA
Ziziphus jujuba (common jujube) is the source of this 2187-nucleotide messenger RNA. Its product is annotated as pyrophosphate--fructose 6-phosphate 1-phosphotransferase subunit beta. NCBI's taxonomy places the organism in Eukaryota, Viridiplantae, Streptophyta, Magnoliopsida, Rosales, Rhamnaceae. Gene Ontology annotation, molecular function: ATP binding; 6-phosphofructokinase activity; diphosphate-fructose-6-phosphate 1-phosphotransferase activity. The record is from RefSeq and is a predicted model, not a curated record. Gene Ontology annotation, cellular component: cytosol. The transcript has 17 exons. Gene Ontology annotation, biological process: glycolytic process; fructose 6-phosphate metabolic process; response to glucose. The coding region runs from base 293 to 1993 and encodes 566 amino acids.